GGAGGAGGAGGAGGAAGAGAAGAAGUGGGUGCAAGCGGUGCUGGGGGGGCUCGUAUCCCUAAAACCGGUUAAUCGCUCUGUUCCGGUGCUGUUCUAACGGCAGGCUCAGAGCUCAGCCCGUGCGGGGGGAUGCUGCACCCCCUUCUCCUUUUGGUUUUCACUGAAAGCCAUGCGAAGGCAGAGCCCUUAUGGAUUUAGGAAUGUGUAAGUAGAACAUGUUGACGUUGAAUAGGUCAUUUAAAUCUCAGGUUUGUCUUCCAAAGCGCAGAGCUCGAGGCAGCUGCCUCACAAGCAGUUUGAAAUUAGUGAAGUGUUAUGAGAUUUCCCGACAAAAACUAUAAAAGUCUUCUAAAACUUAGUAUUAGCAGUUUGCUGCCCCUUAGAGGGGGCAUUUUAUAUUUCUCUGUUAUUUCCCCCCUCUCCCUUCUUGCUCUAUUUCUCUAACAAAUGGAGCUGAGCUCUCUGGCUCAGGACUCGCACCCCGCUCCAACCCCCCAAAAGGAGCAGCUGUGGGGGGACCAGGGCUCCCACGCUGUUCUCCUCGCUGACUUCUCCAUCUAUGCUGUUUAAUGGCUUGUGCGGGAGCGGAUCGAUAGAGAUGUCUCUGAAUCCCUUUCACAUUGCAGAGCUCUGCCUUGCCUUUUAAAAACACAUUUAGAUUAAAAAGUAAACUAGACAUAAGCGGCAGCGGAUCUCCAUCGGAGCCUCUGCGGCUGAAAAAAUGCGGAGAACUCUCCUUUCUCUUUGUGGCUGAUUUAAAGUAGACUUAACUCAGUUGGGGACAGUUUCCUUAAUUUUAGAUUCAGGUGGCUGUUGAAGGGGUUUUUUUCGUUUGGUUUUUUUUUCUCAUAAUGACUUUUCCUAUGUUCUUCUGUUCUUCUACAAUCCUCACUGCUCGUAUUCCGGAUUUUCUUGCCGGUGCAAUAGCCCUGUGGCAAUACUAUUUCUCUUUUGCCUAAUGCAAAGCACCACUGCUGGUUAUUCUGGGAGCUGAACUCGGAGUGCCUGCUGGGGAAGGGAGACCUCAAGAGCCGAGCAGCGUAUUGAUUCCAUUAGCAGAAUUUACAGAUCUACCGACAGAUUCCUUUUUACGCAGUCGCUUUCCCAGAAUUAAAGUUCUCUUCGGGGCACUCGUCGCUGGUGUAGGCCAAUAGGUGGCAUAAGGUACCCAGAGUAACAUCCUGAGGGGGCAGAGGAGGCAAGAAUAGACUUUGUACGUGAGCCAGGAUUUCCAGAGGGGAUGUGUCAGCCAGAUUUUGGGGGUUCAACUCGGGAUACCUUGGGAAGGUCUCAUUUUCAGAGGUGAGUCCUGCAUUCUUAUUUUCUCCAGUCGCAAGUGCGGUAUUUUACCAAAUCCUUCUCUACUCUAAGCAAUUAGGGUUAAAUCCACAGUUUUGAUAGGAUUCAAUCAGGGUUGAUCUCCUAAACUCAGUAGAAAGCAGAAGUGGCUUUUGGGCUUUGCAGAGUGUGUUAAUUAUCUGCUGCUGGGGGGAAGUGUUAUUUCUGAUGAGAAUGGAGGGGAUUUGUAUAGAGAAGUCUAUUGUCUCCUUGUUGCCUUCUACUUUUCUAGAUUUCAGUGCUGAAAAAGGUAGUUCUCCGGGGAGUGGGAAGGUUUCUGUGUCUAUAAACCUCUACUGAGAUAGCACAACUGUAGCACAACUGUAGACUGAGAUAGCACAACAACAUUUUUAUGUUCUGAAAUUGUGUAAAUUAUUUGCAUAUGGGUAGGUAGCAAAAAUAUGAUAAAAGAGCUUUAGCUGACAGUAAUUAUACCUAGAUUUUAUACAGUGCAUGUUAUCUGUAGAUUUUAAAGCUGUUCUUUUUAUAAUGAGGUGCAGUAUCAUUAUUUCAAUAUAAUUGCAGGAAUUGAAGAAAGGGAAAUGUCCAGAAAUAUUAUCCAAAUUUUCAGAGUCACAGAUCUUUACUUAUCUUUUGGACCUCCUUUAUAUAGGCUGAAAAAUUUUGUUUAUCUUAAAAUAAGAAAAAAUCUCUAUUUAUUCAUAGCGGAGGACAUUAAAGCUCCUUUUGAAGAGACCUUCCUUGAACUCUGUGUCUGAAUGUCUGUGUCUUGUUAUCAGUCUCAGCACUAAGGCACCCCACAGACAUGGGAGCAGCUCUUCAACUUCCUAUACUUGAGUAUGGGCAAAGGAAAAGAGAACAGAGGUUUUCUGCUGAACUGAUACAAACUCCGGUGUGAUCCCUACCAUUAUUCCUGAGGGCAACAAGAAUAGAUCCGACCAUCAGUAUCACCUUAACUGUGGAAUUACAGCUCUAGGAAAGGUUAAAUCAGCUGUUAUAUUAAUACUCACUGCCAAGCCCAUGGGCCAAGUUCAGCCUCAGUGCAAAACAAGGUUCAGCAGUGACUGAGCUGAGCUCCAAAGCACCUUGAAUUCACAUGGACUGCGGAGAAAGCUGGGCUUUCUCCUCUCAGAGUUGGUGCAUCAGCCAGAAGUGUGCUCUUUGUUCUGGCUGAGCCUCCAGUGAAGCCGGGAUUGGACACAUUGCCUGCCUCUGUGCUGGGAUCAUUGCCAGAGACCGCCGCCGCUGCUCCUGUGGCUGCCUGCUCUUUGCAUCCCUCCUCCCUGGUGGCUGAGCAAGCUGAGCCCCACAUGCUUUCAGGUGAGAAGGAGCUGAGAUGGGUCUCAAUUUACGGGCUCUCAUGGCCGCUUAGAAGGCUGUUACAGCUCAGCCUUUUGGACUUUGCUCUUUUCAGAGCAGCUGCAUGCCCUGGCUGCAGAAUUCAGCCUGACCUGAGUCUACUACCAUCUCUGCCAGCUUUCCUGGCUUUUAUUUGGCCCUCAAGCUUAACAUUUGGAACUUCUGUUUGUUAAGUUUUUCUUCCAGUGUCUUGGAAAAUAACAUUGAUCCUUCCAGUAAGAUUCUUUUGUGCUUUGUUUCAUUUUCUAUUCUAUAUGAGUUCUUACCCAGUAGCUUAUUGAAACAACUGAAGUAAUUAAAGCAACCAAGUAACUAACAUCUGGUAUGUGUUUGCUUACUCUCUUCAGGGCAAGCAGUGUGUGCUUUGGAAUGGUUAGCAGUUUGUUAUGUUAUAUAUGAAUACUUGUUGUUUACAGAAGAUCAAAGAGGUUAAUGUCGUACUUCAAGUUGAGAGUUGCAAAGUUUGUGGUAGCUCAGUGUUCUUAGGAUGUUCAUGACACAGGCUUUGACGCUGCAGGAAGCAUCGUUUCCAGCUGAGCACUGUUUUACCCUUGAGUAAAACAGUUGGUUGAGUGAGUAAAGGGUUCUCUUGGGUAGAGAGUUGUGCUGCGACAGAAGUUGUCGUCUGUGGUCUCUGUUCUGUGGCUGGAGUCACUUGUUUAAAUGCUACAAAUUGUUCCGAUGGUGCCUGGCACAACAAUGUCCUGGUCCAUGCCUCAAGGAUCAAGGUCCCCGCAAGUGAAACAAGAUGUUCUGCAGGUCGUGAAGCAACUUUUGACAUUGUUAUCAUGAAACUUUCCUGUACAUUCUUGCUUUAAUCUAAAAAUCACUUAAUAGUAGUAUCAUAGCGGGUUCCGGAUCAUGGCCUUUCUAAGCAAGAUCCAUUUUCUCUCUGCAUCUUGCACAAAUUAUGACUAGAGUGCCCUCAAAACAAAGCAGUAAAUUGUUGCUGACUGAAUUUAUUAUAUAGAGCAAUUACGUGGAGGCACCAUUAUGAAUAUCAUCUGCAUAAUCAAUAUGGUUUUAUAUUGCUGUCUCAACAGUAAGGCAGUCGAGUGUGCUAAGGAUUUGCUGAGCACUAAGUUCUUGCUUUACUUAUUUCUGAGUAAAACUUGCUCUGUUUUUGCUAUUGUCAGAGGUGCCCCCAGACAGUCUGAGACCUUGCCUCAGAUUUUUUUAUAGUACUAGCUUACAUUGCUAGUGCUCUCAUCUUAAUAAAUUGCUGAAAGUGAAGCAGAGAUUUUAGUUACUAAAAUUAAUCAAUAAAUAGAGUCUUUUUGGGUUUGAAUAUAUUUUGACCUCCAGUCACCACAGUUCAUGAGGUUUUUUUUUUUCAAUUUAUUGUGUUGUAAACCGCAUCUUGGCUCUAGAUCAUGACUGAAGUGUGGUACUCUUUGUCAGCUGAGUCCUGCUGCCUUUCAUCUGUGUGCACAAUUACUCGCUGUGGCAAAAUUUCUGUGGAAGUUCCAUCUCUGGAAGCUGUUUCCAGAAAUGACAUUUCAACACCAACUUCUCAGCAUUACUUUAGUGGUUGUGGCUAUGCUCUGGCAGAAUAGGAAGAGCUUCUGGAACUGACCGAGGUCGGGAGGGUUGGGACACUCCAGGUUCAAUGUAAUCUUGUUGGGGACCUGCAGUGGAAUUUUCUGUUCAAAAUGGUUUAUGGUGAAUUUUUCCGCAGACCUGGCAAAGAUGCUGAACUUAUCAAUCUGAAUGUGGGUGGCUUUAAGCAAUCGGUGGAUCAAAGCACCUUGCUCCGAUUUCCCCAUACCAGACUUGGGAAACUUCUCAAAUGCCAUUCCGAAGAGGCUAUUCUAGAACUGUGUGAUGACUACAGUGUUGCAGACAAGGAAUAUUACUUUGACAGGAAUCCUUCCUUGUUCAGAUAUGUUCUGAAUUUUUACUACACGGGCAAACUUCACGUCAUGGAAGAACUUUGUGUCUUUUCCUUCUGCCAGGAGAUAGAGUACUGGGGCAUAAAUGAGCUGUUUAUUGAUUCCUGCUGCAGCAAUCGGUACCAAGAAAGGAAAGAAGAAGGUCCUCAGAAAGACUGGGACCAGAAAAGCAAUGAUAGAAGUAUAGACUCCUCUAAUGAAGAGUCAUCCAUAUUUGAUAAAGAGCUGGAAAAGUUUGACAAUCUGUGUUUUGGUGAAAUAAGAAAGAAGAUCUGGGUCAGAAUGGAAAAUCCCGCCUACUGUUUGUCUGCCAAGUUAAUUGCCGUGUCGUCCCUGAGUGUUGUCCUGGCGUCAAUUGUGGCCAUGUGCAUUCACAGCAUGCCAGAGUUUCAACGGCUGGAUGCCAACGACAGGGAGAUUGAAGAUCCUGUGCUGGAAGCUGUGGAGAUUACAUGCAUCAUCUGGUUCACUGCUGAGCUAGUGAUUAGGCUCAUCACUGCUCCAAGUCAAAAGAAGUUCUGGAAGAAACCAUUGAAUAUCAUUGAUUUUGUCUCUAUUAUUCCAUUUUAUGCCACAUUGGCUGUGGACACAAAGGAAGAAGAAAGCGAAGGUAUUGAAAACAUGGGGAAAGUUGUUCAGAUUCUGCGGUUAAUGAGGAUAUUUCGCAUCCUGAAACUGGCCAGGCAUUCUGUUGGACUGCGGUCUUUAGGCGCCACUUUGAGACACAGCUAUCAGGAAGUUGGACUUCUGCUUUUGUUUUUGUCUGUUGGCAUUUCUAUUUUUUCAGUGCUUGUCUACUCAGUGGAGAAAGACGAUGACUCAUCAGAACUGCACAGCAUCCCUGUUUGCUGGUGGUGGGCGACCAUCAGCAUGACCACUGUUGGUUAUGGGGACACUUACCCGGUCACGCUUGCUGGAAAACUGCUUGGCACCCUAUGCAUUAUCUGUGGGAUACUAGUGGUAGCACUUCCAAUCACCAUUAUUUUCAAUAAGUUUUCUAAGUACUAUCAAAAACAAAAAGAUAUGGAUCCAGACCAAUGCAACAAUGACCGCAAAGAGAAAUGUAAUGACCUACCUUAUUUUAACAUUAGGGAUAUUUAUGCCAAAAAGAUGCACUCCUUCAUUUCUAGCCUUUCUUCAGUAGGAAUUGUAGUCAGCGACCAAGAUUCCACAGAUGCUUCCAGCAUCCAAGAUAUGGAAGAUGUUUAUAACACAACAUCUUUAGAAAAUGGUACAGGAAAAUGAGUUGAAUCACGUUCUCUUUCCUUUAUUUCUCUUCUGAUUCCUGGUAAAUGUGGACUUACAAACUUCAGUGAAUUUAUUAAGAGCAGUUAAUUCUCAGGGUACUUAACUCUCAGCCAUAUUUGGACGUUCUUAGCUCUGAGGAUGCCAUAAAAGCUUCAUUGUUUAUAUGAGGCUUUAAAAUAUGCCUCAUAUGGUGAUUUCAUUUUUACACAACAAAUGUUAUGCAUUUUUGGGGAGAAAAAGUCAGGAAAACAGUUUUAAAUAUCAGAACAGUAUUUGUUUGGUUUUGUGGAGGGUUUCUUUUUUGUUUACUUGGUUGAUUUUUUUCCCUGCAGCAAUGUGAUAGCUCAUACAGAAUCUGCUUUUAUAAUUUGCUGCUGUUCAGGUAGAGAUAUAUUACAAACACGUAAAAACUAUCACACAAGUCAGUGAAGUUUUUACCUGCAAACACAUAAGGUAAAAGAAGGAAUUAUGUACAUGUAAAACUGUGCUCACUAACACGUUUAUGUAAUCUUGGAGUUUAGAUCCUGCUGACUAAGUCGGGGCAGAAAAUAUAUUGGAACAUAUUGUUUUUACUCCAUGGAAGCAUAACAUUUAUGAAUUUCUUUCCAAAAGCACAAUACAUUUUCAGUGAAAAUAAAUUAACCCCAUUGUGCCUAUAUUUUUCCCAGUGUCCAGCAUGGCCAAGCUCUGUCAGGUCCUAAAGGAUCUAAAUUACUAGUCCCACUAUGAAAUGUCUGGGAUAGGGUAGGACAAGAGCUUUUGUACCUAUUAGCCAUUUCUUCUACCAUUGUGAACCUGAGCAAUUGUGGUGCCUGGAGAAGAUCCUGCUGUGAUUAAGACCAUGUCAGUGGGUUCGCCGGAGGCUUUGUUUUGCGAGCACUGAAGCAAAUACCUGUGGUGGUCUUUAGAAGUUAUUGCUCCCUGCUGUGAGCACUGCUCCUUUGCUGGAGGUUACUGCCUUGGUGGUAGGAGCAAAUGUGAACAGCAUCUCGGCUGUGCUGGUUCUCAGUCCAGCAGGACUGUAGUGCCAAGCAACGGAGAUGCGUGAACAUGCUCUCCUCUACCAUAUAUCACCAGUCGGGGAUAUAGGAUGGGCACUGCAUGUGAGUAUGUAUAUAUGAAACUAUUUCAGCUUCUCUUUCUACAGCCAAUCUGUUGGUGACGGCGGCUUUCCUGGGUUGUGCUGUGGGCUGGAGUGGUGCUCAUUGCCUGGCAGAAUGCUGCAGCUCUGUGUGUUCCUUUCCUCUCCAGGGAUUUCUUAUGCAGCCAGUGAAUCCUGCUCUGGUUCAAACUGCAUCUUCCAGGGCUAUUUUAAAAGGAAAGCCAGCCCUUGAGCCUAGCAUAAAGGAGUGCUAGAGAAACUCAAGGACCUUGUAGAAGUCCAUAGCAUUUCUGAACACUGAUUUUCUUUCAUUUGUCUAGUGACUAAAUUAGAUGCUGGGCAAUGAAGGAUUGAAGAUACUGUGAUGUUGAUAUUUUCCUUAGAGAGGCUUCCCUUUUUUUUUUUUGUAUAUGUUAUUAUUAUUGGGCCAAAUGCUAAAGCCCUUCCUGAGUUUCUGCUCAGGCAGAUCAAACUCUGUAGGAGUUGACUUCAAGACUGAGUCAAACUUGAAGAUGGCAAUUGAUUUUAGCCUUUGCAGAGGGUUGAUUUUUGGUGUAUCUGCCAAGUUUUUUAUUGCAAAAUACAAUAAGCAAGUAGCUGAGUUGCAUUUCUGUUUACUGAAGCACAGAUCUCUAACCUCUUUUUGAGGUGGAGAAACAAAAAAGGAUCAACCGAUACCAUGGAAAAAGGUGCCUCUCAGUACUGCUGUGCACCAAGAUAAUGACAGGGGACUUCAAAAGAAUAUUUUGAGCUUUGGAGAAACUUCAAAAUUUGGCUUAUUACUUGCUGAGUGUUAUAAAUGUAUGUGAUGCUUCACAGAUAAUUUAAGAUUAAUUCUUCCUGUACUUGGUGUAGGAAUACCAAAAGGGAAAGUUAACCUAAAUAGUUACUGAACAAUUAAUGUUACAAAAAGACAAUUACAUAAAAUAUUAAAUGUGUAUGUGCAUAUGAAUCUAACAGGAACCAGCAGAAUAACAGCAUAAAAGUUACUCUUUGUCCAAAGAAACUCUCCUGGUAGUCUUCAUGUAAAGGUAUACAACAUUGCCACUAAAGUUCAAAAGCAAUGAAAAAUAUUGUAAUGCAACAAAAACCACAAGAAAUUAGUAUUAAAUAUUUGACAAAAAACCCCCCAUUUUAUCAAGCAUUGCUCAAAGAUCUUUUGUUAAAUUUCACUGACUGGUAAUUUGUCAUGAAAUUGAUAAGCUCUUGAUCAAACACAUCAAUCGAUCUUAAGGCUGUGACAUUGUUUAAGUUCCCCUGACUUUUUUAACGCAUUGAUACACCUUGCAGCAAAGUGAGGCAUGACUUUUGGAACACAUCAGAAGGUCAAAUACACAGCCAUCUAUCAUUGCAGUGUAUGUUAUUUUACUUUUCAUGAUGAGAUCUUGGCUUUUUUUUUUUUUUUUCAAAUUCAUCGCAUAUUAAAAAAUGGCUUUGUUGUUUUCUCUUCCCUUUGCUGGCAUAAAUCCAGCACCGUGGUUUCACAUAGAUGUAACUGGGAGCAGGAUGUGAACCAUGUUUCAUGGCAAGAGGUACUCCCCUCGAGGCAGAACUGCAGUCCUGUCACAUGCACAGGUACUGAAGAACAUCACAGGUGUUGAGUACUUGAAGAAAACAGAUGAAAGCAAAUACUGAGAUACUUCAUGUUCCUCCUGCUAGGAAAAGUUUCUAGUAGAAGAAUUUGCUAGUAAGAAAUAAACAUAAGACGGGAUUGUUUCUUAUUUAAUUUGUCUUCUUCCUUGCCUGACAGCUACAUAUUAUCAAUAUGUAAUAUCAGUGUCAACAGAAGGUAGAUUUUCUAUUGUUUUUGUAUUCCUGAAGCGCACGUGUUUGUCUUUUAAGACAGUUUAUAAAUUCUCUCCACCCAGCUGCUCCAUUUCAGACAGUAAAGUACAGAAAAAGUUACUAUUCAGAUAUGUAUUCCAUUUUGUACAGGAGAGAUUUGUUUGUAUUUAUACAAAACAGUUUACUGGCACAUUAUUAGUUUCUUUUUCUUGAUGGCAAACAAUUCAUUUUCGAUAUGCAGUAUUUCCAGGUUACCGUCCAUCUUUGCAGUGGUUUUCCCUAGUGUAGCUUGGGAAGACAACGCUGCGCUGUGUUGCAGUUCCGUGUUUGGGCAGUUUCCAACUGGGAGAGGGUAGCACCCAACUGACCACAGCUUGUACCUUGCUGGGAGUGGGCUCCGUCACCAUCUUUUUGGUGUGUGUUAUUAUAGAAUAGGGAGAAGGCCAAUGUAGAGGAAUGAGAAAAAGGAAACGGGAGAAGGUAGGAAGCUGUCAAUCAAAAAGGAUGAGCCUAAGAGGACUGUAGAAGAAAGGAAAAGAGUCCUCACUUGUCUUCCCUUUGUUUCUUGUUCCACUAGUGCUUUCCUUUCUUUUCCUCCCCUUCUCCCUCACAUCCCCUCCUGCUUCCUCCCUUCCCACCCAGCCUGUGGUCCAGCAAUCCCAUUUCUGUCCCAGAAAGAGGAUCUUCCUGACUCCAGAAAGGCACAUUGCAUCCACCCGGCUGGCAGCAGGUGGAACUUAAUGGGGAUGAAAUUAGUGAGGACUCCUGCUGUGUAUAUGAGCAGCCAUUAACACACGGGCUGUGCUUUUUUUUUAUCGUAAGAAAAGGUACAAUGUGGCUGAAAUCAAUGAGGAUAAACAUGAGCUAAAUAAGCGGCACAUCUGUGUCAGGCCUGUAGAUGAAAUACUGCUUAUGGCUUAGGUAGAAAUUGGUGUCAGGCACCAUAAUGCAAGGAAUUACCAUUUAAAAGCUGACUCUGUGCUGAUUCCCAUGCAAAUGGCUCUCUGUAGCGGAGUGCUGAGAGUAUCAGGGAGCUCUGACUGGCAAACGCAGUGCACGGGCUCACGGCGUGCCAAGGGCUCCUGACAGGCUGCUGUGUAUUAAUACAUUUAUUCAUUUCCACACAUUCUUAACAUCUAGAGCAAGUGACGGAAAACCACUAAGCUGUGGAGAGAUCCUCUAAUAUUUUUUAAUUAGCUGACAGUGUUUGUGAAGCUCCUAAUACCUCUUCAUCCAAAAGAGCACAUUUCUCAAACAAAAUCAGAAUAACCCUGUGCUAGAUGUGCAAUUUGUGACUGCUAGCAGUAGCUCGGUCGCAAGCAGUAAAUAUUGCUGCCUGGUAAAUAUUGCUUUCUAGUGCUGUAUGGCUGCAGCGCUGUUGCUUGUAUUUCUGAAAUGUUUAUGCUUUGUCAAUCAAGACACAGCAAAUGCCAUUAAAACCAUCUCAGCACUUUCCCACUGCACAGUAAUUGUGGCAUCCCUUCUAAGCACAGCAAAAUGUCAUAACGUGCUGAGAAUUCUUUUUAAUUUCUUGUGUAUUUGUAGUUAAUUUUUAAUGAUGAGCGUAUGUUUCAAGCACAAUCUGGCAGGAGCAAAAGUGACUUGUGCGUCUCUAGAGAAGUUACAAGCCUUUAUUAUUUACUUUUAUUUUGGGCAUUGCCCUCCCACCUAACUGGCACAACUAAGAGCACAAGGAGUGGUAAUUCCUAUAGGCUGAUAGCUGUUAUUGGUAGUUAAGGAAUUAAAGACAGAGCUCCUGGAGGGUGGACAUAAUUUAUGUAUAGUUGUAUAUAUGCCUUCUGGGCAGAGAUCAUUUAGGUGUAUAAAGCAAUCAGAUUAAAUAUAAAAUACAACACUUUUCUUGAGAGACAACCUGCAACUCAGAUCUUUUUAAUUAAACAUAUUGGAGGGGGCAGUCUUUACUUGUUUUAGCAGAUCAAGGGCUCUUUAUAUGUGCGCACACCAGUUUCUCCAAAUCCCGUAUACCGAUGGAAGGGACAGACUUUACCAUCCCCAACAGACCCAUGAAACUGUAGGUCAAGGAGCUGGAUUCCCAAGAUGAGGGCUGGUGGUGGAGGAGAACCUUAAUUGAUCCUGUAUUUUGCCAAUUCAAAUCAAUACUAUGCAACUUCAUGUGAUGAUUUAUGAAGGUAAUCUGCUUUCACUGUUACUUCACAACUAUUUCAAAGUAGAGCCCAAGAAAGCAUUGAAUUGCAGUGGUUUAAUCUUUAGUUACUUUCUACUAUUUAAUGUUGUAUAUAUUGCCCGAGUCACCUAAAUUUUCAUAGCAUUCUUCUCUAUUUGCACUGCAAAUCCUACUCUGUCCAGCAUAUGACUAUGUUAGAGGUUGGUAUAGCCUAAUCUAGUGUUAUUUUGCUAGCAUUUCUUCUGUAUCAGCAGAAAGAAAAGGCACUCUGGGCCACAUUGAUCUCCUCUGACAUGAGGUAUUGUGGUUAUUUGGGCUGUCUCAACAACAGACCUGCUCUGGAGACAUUGAAUUGUAUUAUCUGUAGAUGGGUCCUGUCUGAAGAUGACUGUACAACAAGCCUGUAAGGUUUAGUUAGGUUAGAUACCUGACCUUUAGCCUGAGGUUAGAUCUGAUGAAUGCUGGACAGCAAGAAGUAGGGUUGUUAUUCUAUGAUGAUGCCAUCCUUCCCUUCUUGAUGCUAUGUGUGUAGGAAGGACUGUGUUGCUGAUCCAAACCUGGGUGACGUGAAGACAGAGACAGGAAUUCAUUCAUAAGCCUGAAGGCCAGUUAGUGGUGGCUGUUAGUCAACGAUUAACCCAGUGUAAUAUUACUAAAACCAGCUUCCUAUACAAGAAAAUUUUGAUUUUCUGAAAAAGCUGUCUGAUAGAGUCUGUAAUGACCUGCAAGUUGAAGUGUAGUAAUUAAAAAAAAAAAAAAAAAAGAUAAUAAAAUACCAGAGGGAGAAAACUGCUGUUGGCAAAGAGGCAGGCACAAUAUGCUGACAGUACUUUUGUGACCCAAAUCUGCAUUAUUUUUUGGCUUCACGUAAGCUACAUAAAAUAUUCCUCCUGUGUCAUGUGUUGUAAAAUCUGCCCCUGUGCAUUAAUAUAAAUAUAAUAGAGAGCCAAGGCCAAAUGUUACAGCUCUGAAGCUGGAAAAAUUUCCAUGCUUGAAAAAAUUGCAGAAAUAUUGUCCAGCUGCAACUGCUUUUUAAUCUGGCAGCUGCCUUGGUGGAGGAGAGGAGCAAGGGACUGUGCACAGGUGCCACUACAUGGGUUUCCACUUCUUCCUGUACAGACUUAACACUGAGCUCUUCUUGGUUGAGCCUAUAGGCUGAGAGACCCCUGUAGCCUUGAGGACGGCUCAACAGACCUUUCCUGGGACCAUUAAGUGUGUGGCCAGCUGUCCCUAGAAAGGAAUAGGGUCAGGUAAGAAGAUAACAUGACCUUCAGGAUGGCAGAAUAAUUUCAAUGAAUUUGGUGUCACGAUCCUCCUACACCUCUAAGAAGACACUUGGGAGAGAAAGCAGAAACACAGAAGAAGUUUGAGGUUUAGGUAUUUAGCUGCAGCCAUUUGAAGGCUGCUCUGUGCUGUGUUAAUCCAAGGGCUUUUACUGGGUUGCAGGUAGAUAUUCAUAUAUAAUCUUGAACCCAUUCCAUUAGCUGGAAUAACACGUUGCUUUCCCACAGGCUUUGAGUUGCAAGUACAAUAUAUCUUUUUCUUUAAGCCAGUUUCUAGAUGCGAUGCUGUCUCUGCCUUUCACACCGACUGAAUUCUGAUGUUUCUGAAGUGUUGCACGUGCUAUAAAUCAUCCUCACAGCUUCUGCUCGAUUUCCUAGAAACCUGGAAACUACUAGCAGGAAAGAGUUCAAAACAAUUUCUCUAGUCCAAUAUUUUUUGACAGCAUCAGAUGCUGCGCAUUUCACAGAAAGGGAAUUUCUCUGCUCCUGGUUUGUGAACUUUAUGUACUUUUUUCAUCAAUUAUUUGAAGACUAGUUUAUGUUGUAAAAUAAGUGGAUAGAUAAUUUUGAUGUUUUGUUCCAGGUGGUGUAAUCCCAAGUACACAGUAAGUAUCCAUUUCUUUGGUUUUUGGAAAAUGAGGUUGCAAUCUUGCAUAUUUGGAUCGUGGCUCUUCAGGAAAAGAAAUGUGGUGAAUAAAUAACUCGUGGUGCCAAAAUGCUGGUUGAAUGCUCAUUGAGUGCACAGGAAUUCCUGAUGGGCUGGAAGGACGCUGGUGUCUGUCAGCAUGGCUUCAUAAGCCUCCUGGAUGGGGAAAAACCCACAUUUUUUUCUUAUUUCUCAAAAUAUUUCAGGUGGGUAUGUAGUAACAAUCUUGCUGUUCUGUGUUGAUGGAGAAUGUUGAAUGAAAUAGGGGCACGUUGAAGUUAAGGCAGUUAAAAAUAAACAUGAGUUUCUUGUAAACACUCCCCUCCCCUUGGGACAAUAAUUUUUCAUGCUGUUCCAACUUUGCUUUUGUUUUUAAAGGCAAAAUCAUAACAUACCAAAACCACAGCAAUAUUUUUCCUUCCUGGAUAUUUUUUUAAGAUUAAAGAUUUCAGAUUAAAGAUUUAAGAUUAAAUUAGCUCUAGCUGUAGGUGUGGAAGGGAAAAUGGCUGGUAGGCAAGAUGCAGGGAUUUUUUAUAAUUUAUUUUGUAAUUCUAUUCCUUUGCCUUUGGCGUCACACACAUUUGCAUUGGUGUUUCUUUGUAUUGACUGAAGAAUCAAAAUAAAUAAUAGACAAUAUUGAUCAGGAGAAUUUUUUUAGGCAGUUGAGUCUGAAGGAAAAGAUAAGCUAGAGCAUUUCAGACUGGAGUGAUGUCAAAUAUAUUGUUACAGGGCUUGAUAAUGAAAUUAAAGCUCAUCAGAAGCAUUCCUAAGGAAUAUAUGGAUUUGUGUAUAGGUAUUGUGCAUUUAAUGUAUCGCAAGCCACAAAAUUAAAGUGCUGACUGUGUUCAGCGAGUGAAAGGUUAAUAGAAAUUCACAUAUUUAUCUGAUUAUUUUCUAGUUGCAGCUUUUGGUGCAGUGAUGUACUCUUGGCUUUUAGACUGCCUCUGUAAAUGGGAGGUUAGUGCUUUGGGUAUUUUAUAUAUCUAGACAUAUACAGACUGAUUGGGCAGCUGUCAAAGCAUUAUUGUGAAGGCUUUUAGAAGUCUGGCACCAAAGGUAACCUCCGUUAGUCUACUGUGUUGGCACUUGCUGAGGAGUUGCUGCAUUACAGGAGUGUGCGGUGCAUGCAAAGUGAUCCCAUUAAGCGAUGCAGUACAAGCGCGCAAGUGGGAACGUGGGGCUUUGCCAACGGUGCUUUGCAGCAGAAAUGCUGGUUUCUGUUGGCUUGCUUUCAGGGUAUUGUCACCUGCUGAAAACCUCUGCGUGCCACACAUUUCAUUUUUUAAUUAAUCCUGAGAAAAUUUAGGCUAUCUGGAAAGGGUUUAGAAAACACAAGGAUUCCUUGAGAGCAAAUACUGAGAUCAGGGGAAAAAGAUGUCUCAAAGACUUUUUUUCUCUGGCUUUUCUGCCUUGUCAUAGGAGUAAUGACAGGGCAGGAAUGGGAGUAGCAUAGCAAAGCUGAGGUGAAAAUUCUGUAUUUGGAGAGUCUUUAGGGCCACUGCGAGUCCAUAUGAAGUAUUGGAGGAAUCUGGGGAUCGGGAUGGGGAGUGUGCACGCUGGAUGUGCCACACUGCUUUUGCAUACUCUGUGCUUCAGGUGACGGGUGAAAAGAAGAUGACUUCUCUGCACCAGUGUUUUUCUCU
Cuculus canorus (common cuckoo) is the source of this 14403-nucleotide messenger RNA. It is a transcript of the gene KCNS3, whose product is annotated as potassium voltage-gated channel modifier subfamily S member 3. The transcript has 6 exons. Bases 4311 to 5795 code for a protein of 494 amino acids. The record is from RefSeq and is a predicted model, not a curated record. Gene Ontology annotation, cellular component: membrane; voltage-gated potassium channel complex. Gene Ontology annotation, molecular function: voltage-gated potassium channel activity; protein binding. NCBI's taxonomy places the organism in Eukaryota, Metazoa, Chordata, Aves, Cuculiformes, Cuculidae. Gene Ontology annotation, biological process: potassium ion transmembrane transport; protein homooligomerization.